GCCGGAAGCUGGAAGGCGGGUCCUACCAAGGAGUGACAUGGAUGUCAACCAAACGGGUUCGGAGGUUAUGUCGCUGAUGACGACAGCGGAUGACGACUGCGGAUGACGACGGUGGGGAAGUUGUCGAGCGCUCGCCGGUUGAUAGAAGGAAACCCAUUUUUAGAUUUAAAGCGACAUCGUUGUUCGCGUUUCUCCGCGGCUCCGGGUAAACAAGGUAACGGCACCGCUCAUUGCUCUUAGACAGCUGUCAGCGGGAAGAUGGUCUGUGGAGGAUUCACGUGUUCGAAAAAUGCUCUUUGCUCCCUCAACGUGGUCUACAUGAUGGUGGGGCUGCUCUUGAUCGGGGUGGCAGCCUGGGGUAAGGGCUUCGGCAUCGUCUCUAGCAUCCACAUCAUCGGUGGGGUGAUCGCCGUCGGCGUCUUCCUUCUCCUCAUCGCCAUCGUGGGUCUCAUCGGUGCCCUCAACCACCACCAAGUUCUGCUCUUCUUCUACAUGGUCAUUCUCUUCUUCGUCUUCCUCUUCCAGUUUGGGGUGUCCUGCUCUUGCUUGGCUAUGAAUCGCGAGCAGCAGGAGAAGCUGCUGAACUCCACGUGGAGGAUGACGAGCGACGUGACCAAGGAGAACCUGGAGAAGCAGCUGGACUGCUGUGGCCUGCUGAACUCCACGCUCGACCAGCCUCAGUUUGACAGCGAUUUCCAGCGCUGCAAAGCUCCCUGUAAAGCCAAGGGUCAGUGUUACACAUGCGGCAAUGUCAUGCUGGAGCAUUCUGCCGAGGCCCUGAAGAUCCUGGGAGGGGUUGGGCUCUUCUUCAGCUUCACAGAGAUCCUGGGUGUGUGGUUAGCGGUGCGCUACAGGAACCAGAAAGACCCGCGAGCAAACCCCAGUGCGUUUCUGUAGUCACUCACCCAAAUGCAUUAAUUCCGACCCGUGACGCACAAAAAUGGACACGCAGCACAGCUGGACAUGCACAUAACAAACACACACUUAAUAAUGCACACUUGCACAGUUUUUAAACACGCAGAGCGUCGCUUUGAAUUUUCUUACAAUCUCACAAACUCAUACACACACUCAUGCACAGGUUCAUGGUUACAUCCGCACAAAUGUUGCUCGCUACGUUCUUGACAAAAUAUGAUGCACUAUGGAGAGCUGCACUCAAUAUUUGUUUUUCUUGCCUGAUCUCAUGUAUGAUAGGAUGGCCUGUUAUUUUGAAUCUCUUUUCACACACAUUAAUGUCCUGCUUUGGCAGACCCCGCCCAGUCCCACAAAGACCAUAGCCGAGGUCCAUCCUUGAUAAUGAGUGGAUCAUGCAGGAUGCAGCACAUAGAAACCAGUCCUUCAUAGACACUGACAGCCUUGCGUGGCCCCCAGAUCAAUGCGCUUCUGUUUUUCCAGUUUUUCUUUCACAGGUGGAACCUCUGUAUAAAAUGUUAGGCUCUGAAUGAGGCGUGAGGAACCCUACGUUUGAUGUGUCAUGUUUUUACAUACCAUUAUAUAGAAAAAAAGAUUUGGUGAUUCAUUGUCCCGAGUGCCGGAGCGCAACGGUUCCUGCUAGACUUGAGUACAGCUGCUACGGCGCGUCAAAACAGAUGGGGUUUCCACUGAGCAGCUUCAUUGUGUGUCAUAUGACAUCUAAUACUUGUAACUGCAUGGCUGGAGGAAAAAGGUUCUUCUUUUUUGUAACUGAACUGAUUCCAGAUUGCAGCUUAGUUCCUUUUCUGUGUGAGUGGAAUUCCUAAUGGUUAUAGUAUUUUUUUAUUUAUUUUUUUGUCUAAAACCCUGUGAAGGUUCCUCUUGAGAUCAGUAACUGGAGCGGUUUGUGGCAUCGUAUUAUCGGCAUCCAUUACCUUAUCCCUCUAAUGCCUUCUCUAAAUCCUUCAAUAGAAUCAAGACUUGCAGAGUUUCUCGUGUUGCCUUUUGUGAUAAAGUGACAAAAUCAAAUGCUAAAAAGCAAUCCAGUGUCUGCCUUUCAGGUGCAGAAACCACUGAAAGAUUUGGAUUUUAUUUAAAAUUACAUUUCAAAAAAUGUUCAUUAGAUAACAGGACUAAGUGAUUAUGUAAGUGAACCAUUGAAAUGCAAAGCCUUGGAAUUGCAGUGCUGCUGGACAGGGGACAGCAGACGGGAUUAUCCUCUUCUCUGCGUAGAGCACCUGAGAUGAGACUAAACUGUAAAGGAUCCUCAUCCACAUGGGCUCCCAGGAGCAGGACUACAGAGACAACCGCUUUAGUCUUGGUCUUUGGGCUUGUUAGCUUUCGGAUAAAGGAAUGUGUGAGAGGUGUGGUGUGGGGUGAGCACAUCAUGGGAUGUGGACGGAACUGUUUGCCAUCAGUGUGAGUCAAGCUCAGCAGCACGUUUGUUUGCGAAUUUUCUGACUUUGACAAUACUUACCCAUGUUACAUGAGUAAGUAUUGUUUAAGUUUUAUGUUUUAUAGGGUUAAGUGUGUGCGAGAAGUAUUAGACUGCCUGCAAAUACAGGUAACAACCUGACAACUACAAAUGAAGUAUUUAAAUUCAAACACACUCUCGGCAGCAGUCCCCAUAGCAUUGCCCUGCACCCACCGCCAUGGUCUUAUACCUGUAACUACUGAAAUCUUGUUUAAUUGUUCAUGUUUCUGUAUUAGUUUUUAGUAUAAGUUGUAUACCUUUUGGUCCUAAAAAGGGUCGUUCUACAUGUUUUCUGCCAAGCUGUGCUGGUCAAAUCGCAGUGUGCGUUAAUGGCUGGUACGGAGGAAUCUUUAGUCGUACCCUUGAGUACCUUGUCAACUGACUUUGACCAAUGUUGUUAUUUUUUAGAGGUGUUUUUAUCACCUAAUUUGAGAAACGAUUUGUAUUUAUUGUGUUGAUAAUGUGUGUACGUUUUAUUGUUGUUCUCUGAAUGUGAAAAUGGUUUUGAAGAAACUGGAAUAUUAAACACCUCAGCCUCCUGCCCCAUCCCCUUUAGAUAUUCUAGAUUUUUCAAAAUCUUGAAAACCUUUACCUUUUGCGCUAAUAAUUAGGAUAUUUUAAAAAUAUUUUUUGAGUGUUGUUUGGCCUGAGCACAGUGGUCACUAAUUUCUUUCCUACUUGUUUCCUUUUAUUUUUUGAAUGAUUUUACAAUUAAAAAUGUCAACAUACUCUA
Messenger RNA from Scleropages formosus (Asian bonytongue), 3116 nucleotides. RefSeq names its product tetraspanin-31-like. The record is from RefSeq and is a predicted model, not a curated record. The transcript has 6 exons. NCBI's taxonomy places the organism in Eukaryota, Metazoa, Chordata, Actinopteri, Osteoglossiformes, Osteoglossidae. Gene Ontology annotation, cellular component: membrane. Bases 259 to 897 code for a protein of 212 amino acids.